AUGCCCACUGAAUCGGACUACAUUGGACCAACUUGGCCGGCCCCAAUUGACGUCACAAGCCGGCACAGUCUGGUCCCAACGGCAUGGAAGAAUCUCACCGCCACCUUCGACUCCUAUCUGAAAGGCCAUGUAAAGAUUAAAGAUACCGUUGCUUUGAAAGGAGUCGAGAACAUCACAUUUUCCGCCGGACUAUUCUCAAUUCAUGAUCCAAGUCUCAAAAAACUGCAGUACCACUAUACUAGCCCCGAGAUUGCAAACGCCACAAACGGCACACACAAGGUCGACGGCGACAGCAUUUAUCGUAUUGCCAGUUCUAGCAAGUUGUUCACUGUCUAUGCUGGCAUGCUGGUUCUCACCGAAGAAGAAUGGAACCGUCCUCUUGCCGAGAUAAAUAAAGCGUUCGCCGAGGUUGCCGAGCAAGGCAACAAGGACCCUAUCUGGCAUGUUCAAUGGGACAAGAUCAGCCUACCAAAACGUAUAUAUAUGUAA
Penicillium cinerascens is the source of this 489-nucleotide messenger RNA. RefSeq lists its product as uncharacterized. The transcript has 2 exons. NCBI's taxonomy places the organism in Eukaryota, Fungi, Ascomycota, Eurotiomycetes, Eurotiales, Aspergillaceae. The coding region runs from base 1 to 489 and encodes 162 amino acids. The record is from RefSeq and is a predicted model, not a curated record.